Colius striatus (speckled mousebird) is the source of this 2208-nucleotide messenger RNA. RefSeq names its product WD repeat and coiled-coil-containing protein. The transcript is spliced from 3 exons. NCBI's taxonomy places the organism in Eukaryota, Metazoa, Chordata, Aves, Coliiformes, Coliidae. Gene Ontology annotation, molecular function: kinase binding. The record is from RefSeq and is a predicted model, not a curated record. Bases 1 to 2208 code for a protein of 735 amino acids.
AUGGAGCUGGGAAAAGCAAAGCUACUGAGAACCGGCCUCAAUGCUUUAUAUCAGGCCAUCCACCCCGUGCAUGGAAUUGCCUGGACAGAUGGGAAGCAAGUGAUACUGACUGCUUUAUACUAUCGUAACGGAGAGCUAAAGUUUGGAGACUCAAGUGUUGCUGGUCAAUUUGAACAUGUUCAUGGGCUUUACUGGGGCCCAUGUUUCUCGACAGACACCCCAGCUCUGCUUGCUGUUCAGCAUAAAAAGCAUGUCAGUGUUUGGCAGCUGGGCUACAGCACUGCAGAGAGGAACAAACCCUUGAUUUCUCAGACUUGUGAAGUUGGUGAGCCAUUUCCACUGCUUUCUCAGGGCUGUGUCUGGCAUCCAAAGAAGGAAGUCUUGGCUGUGCUUACAAAAAGAGACGCUUCGGUCUUGCAUGCUGUUCGUACUGACAAUACUAGAGUUAAGGCAGAUAUCAAAAGCAGCGGGGUUAUCCACUGUGCUUGCUGGACUAAGGAUGGUAAUCGUUUAGUAGUUGCUAUAGGCAGUGCCCUGCAUUCCUACAUAUGGGAUGAUGCUCAGAAAACUCUAAAUAUCUGCACCUUUUGCCCUGUCUUUGAUGUGGGAGGUUACAUCUGUGCUAUAGAAGCCACACUGGAUUUCCAAAUUGCUGUAGCGACUGAGCUUCCUCUAGAUAAUAUCUGUGGUUUGAAUGUGGGCAUUGCAUUUGAUAUGCCAUCUGGUACAGAAACUGGUUCUUUAAUCUCACAGCCUGCUGUGGUGCUUGGUGAUGAGGAAUACUCCAUGGACCUGCGAAGAAAGUCCACGGAUUCAGAUAGAUCUGGUGUUGAUUCAGUUGCUUCCUCUUCAUCAGGUCCCGUGGAUUUAACCCAUAUCCUUGCAAACCACCGUCGGUCUGAUCCUGGUCCUAUUAUUACUCUGAAACGCAAAGACUCUGCAGCAACAAAUGGUCAAGACUCUUCUCACUUGAUCUUGGUGACUUUUGAAAGGAAGGUAACUACCACCAGGAGAGUCACCAUUCCAGGUAUUCUGGUUCCUGAUAUAAUGGCUUUUGACCUUAAAGCCCAGAUUGUGGCCGUGGCUUCUAAUACUUCUAAUAUUGUUUUGGUGCAUUCAGUAACCUCUUCCUGCAUGCCUCAUAUUCAACAAGUCCAGCUGGAAAAAAAUGAAAGACCAAAGGGACUAUGCUUUUUGACAGAUAAACUCCUAUUGAUUCUGGUUGGCAAGCAAAAGUUCCCUGAGCCUAGUCUCAUUCCAUCUUCAAGUUCAGACAGGUACAUAAUGCGUUUGAUGAUCAAACAAUUGGUGCUGGAAGAAGAUUCUUCAGCAUUGCCUGAGACCAAGCAGAACAUGUUUUAUAACUUUGAAUCCUCUGUUAAUAUACCUGGAAAAAGAAAAUUCUUUGAAAAUCUUGCUACAGAAGACCAACAUCAAAACAGGGAGCUGUUAAUACCAAGAAGCACAGUUAUUCAGUCUCCUAGUGGCAGGAGAAGACUCAUUGAAGAAGUAAAGAGCCCUAGUUAUGAGCAGAGCUCUUCAUCAAGUGUGAGUGACUUGGAUGAAAAAAGGCUCCCAGGAGAGUCCUCGGUGGCCUUGGAAACACUGGACACUGAACCUACCAAUCGUUCAGUGUCUCUCCUUGGUUUUGGAACACCUGCGAGGCUUUCUGGCAGACCAACUUCCCCUAAAGUGCAGUUCAACAUGAUCCAAGAAGCAUCAAGUUCUCCUAAAAGCAACAAUUUGCCAAGUGAAAGAGGAAUGAGUCACAUCUCUAGAAAUUUAGAGAGACUUUGUGGCAGCUUCAAUGAAUUACAAUUGAGUCUUUCUGAAAUAACGGACUUCGCUAAGAAUGGGAGGAGGAUAUCUUUAGCCUACCCAUGCUCACAGGAACCACCCAUCGUUCAUAUCACUUACCAGAAAAGCUUUUCAAAUGGAGCAGUUAUUGAAGAAACAAAAGAUGUUCUCCUCUGUGAUGGCAAGAUCCAUUUGAAUUUAGUCCAGCAGCUCUUUGAUUUGCCCAUCAUUGAAAUGAAAUAUGGCUCCUCUUGGAUUGUGCUCACUGCAGACAAGGAUGGCUUUGUGCCAUUAAUAUUCAAAGCAACACAAGAGAUAAUUAUAAGGGAUGGAAGUGACAGUUCAGAAGUCUAUGGAGGUCACUCCUACAAAAAAAACAUUUCAAAGCGACCACUGAGUAGAGUGACAUAA